AUGGGAGAUCCGAGGGAAUGGGGUGAGUGGGAGAGCGAAUUAAUCGAGAAACUGCUGAACCGCGGCUUGCUGUUGGACGUCAACACAACCAGCCAGGCCGGGGGCAGGGUGGAGUUUGAGCAUGUGUGGGACAAGGCCACGGAAGCCCAGCCUCUGUGCUUCGAAAACGUGGUGCUGCCGGGGAAUCUCGCUGCCAUUCUGUACCCCGGAGGGCAGGAGGUGCAGGCGGCGUUUCUGGAGAGGAUUGACCGGUGGCUGGGGAAAGGGGGCGUGGGACGGAAGGUGGAAGGGGAGGAGGGAGAGGAGGGAGGGAGAGGGGUGGGUGGAGGGGAGGGAGAGCAGGCGAAGGGAGGGCAGGGGGAGGAGGAAAAAGGAGAGGUGCAGCGGGAGGAAUCGGGGAGGAGAGGGAGAUGGAGUGAUUGGGAGCGGGGGAGGGUGGGAAGAGGAAUGAGCCUGGGCGUGGAGACUGCAGGGAAUGAGAAGAUUCGCCUGCUGUAUCUCCAGCGAACCGCUUCGGCCAAUCAGGGGCGGCGAGCCUUGGACCACACAUCCCACGUGGCGCUAGUCAACCUCUUUUCCCGCCUGAAUUUCGACGUGCGGGCGGCAGAUCUCGGGCGGCUGGGCUUUAAGGAGCAGUAUGUGGCGGUGCGGAGUGCCGAUGUGAUUGUGGCCGUGCAUGGGGCAGCCCUGGCACCCACCUGUGCGUUCCUGAGGGGGGUUGCGCCUGUUAUGUCUGCGCGAGGUCAGGAGGACACCACGUUCCUGCACCCGAUCUCCACGUGGAAUGACGUUCCGAUUCGCCCUGCUGACUCAGCUUCGAACGACGCCAGCAGCUUCGCUUUCGAAGUGGCGGGCCUGAAUGGGUUUGUGGCGGGCGACAGCAUUGCUAUGACGUGCUGCUGCCGCCAAGGCGACAACGUUGAAACGGCUCUUCAUGCUGGAUCUGGCGAUACUUGUACGUCGUGCGAUAAGGCAUGCGACAAGACAGCCUGUGACAAGGCGACAUCCGCGACAUUGUGCGACGGGGUUUGCGACCAGCACGCGCCGUUGGAGGUGAUCGAAAUCGGGCGCGGGGAGGCUCGAGUGGGGCAGGUGUAUCCGGUGAAGCCGCUGCUCGAGUUCCUCGUCGUCAACCCCGAUCUCAAGUCCUCCUGGAAGAUCGUGGCCGUCAACUCAUCGGAUCCGAUGGCUGCGACGCUGCUGGAUUCGCGAAGUGGUUACCCGGUUUGGCUGGAGGCGAAGCUGCGCGAAAUCGUGGAGUGGCUGAAAUACUACAAGUGUAACACCGCGUUCGAUCCGCCCAUCGCGGGGCGUGAGAAGCCAGCGCCCUUGCAUCGCACCAUCGCCGCCAUCAGCGCCGCCCAUUCCGCCUGGACGCACUGCCACAGGCAUUGCUUCUGCAGCAGCAACAUUGGGAGGGGCGGUGUUGCACUGAAGGAUCUGAGGCAGCUCGCAGAGCAAACGGCCUCCGCUGCUCUCACCAACGCCAUCUGCGAAUUCGCCCGCGUCCCCCUCGCCCAACCUGCCUCCGUGCCUGCCGCCGUUGCUGAUGGUGCUGCUGUUGCCGAGCCUGUGGCCCAGCAGGCUCGGAAGCAGCGUCGGUUCGGAAGGUCAGGCUCGGAGCCGGGCCGAUUCGGCAUGCGAAAGAAGAAGAUUUCAAUUGUGAUUGAGGAGCAAGCGGAUGAAGAAAACUCUCCCUCCCCCAUACAUCGCUCCUCCUCUUCCCGCCAACGCGAGCCCCUCACCCCCUCCUCCUUGACUCGUUCCGCCUCUGCUUUCCUGCGCCAACCCCUCACGCCUUCUCGCUUGCCGCUUCCCCCGUUGCCGCCUCUCACCCCUCGCCGCCAACCACGCGCCUUCUCGCCCUUCUCACCCUCCUCGCACAAACAAGCAACUUCGAAGUCUAUUUUUUGCAAUCUUGAUGAGUCGGAUCAAGUGGUUGGUCAAGAGGAGUGUAAAGCGGUGGAUCAAGUGGCCAAGGCCAGCCAAGCAGCCGUGCAGAGAGGCAGUUUCGGCCGAUCACGCAGCAGCAUCAGCCUCAGUAUCAGUGAGACCAGCACCGACAUUGGUUCUUGCGGUACUGAGAAUCCAAAUGCUAUCUGCAGCAGCAGCAGCAGCAGCAGCAGCAGCAGCAGCAGCAGCAGCAGCAGCAGCAGCAGCAGCAGCAGCAGCAGCAGCAGCAGCAGCAGCAGCAGCAGCGUCAGCAUUAGCAGCAACAACAGCAACAGCAUUGGCAUCAGCAGCAGCGUCAGCAGCAGGGGCAGCCGGCACAUGACUCGAUCGGCUACCCUUCACGUCCUAAUCCCCCCUCCUCUCCCCGACGCUUCGCCCUCAACCCCUCCUCGAACAAUUUUCUCUUCUCCCAAUCCCGCUUACCCUUCCUUGAAACCUCCUCCUGGUAUGGCUUCUCCCUCGCUCUCUUCCCUGCCUUCUGCCGUGCCCUCUCCCAUGCCCGUUGAGAAAGGAGGGAGGUACGACCUCCGCCAGUCAAUGUCUGCUCAGAUUGAACGGGAGUCCCAAAAACCACCAGCCAGGGCUGGGAAGCUGGAAAAGUCUGACAAUUCAGGCGGGCUUGGCGCAGAUCUGCUGCCUGAUACCCCACAGGGAAAGCUGGGCGCGGGUUUGCUGCCUGCUAUACCCAAAGGGCGUGUCGGGCUGCCCAAGACGCCGCAGGCUGGGAAGCUGGAAAAGUCUGGCAAGUCGGGGGAGCUUGGCGCAGAUCUGCUGCCUGACGCUCCAUCUGGAAAGCUGGGCGCGGGUUUGCUGCCUGCUACACCCAAAGGGCGUGUCGGGCUGCCCAAGACGCCGCAGGCUGGGAAGCUGGAAAAGUCUGGCAAGUCGGGGGAGCUUGGCGCAGAUCUGCUGCCUGACGCUCCAUCUGGAAAGCUGGGCGCGGGUUUGCUGCUUGCUAUACCCAAAGGGCGUGUCGGGCUGCCCAAGACGCCGCAGGCUGGGAAGCUGGAAAAGUCUGGCAAGUCGGGGGAGCUUGGCGCAGAUCUGCUGCCUGACGCUCCAUCUGGAAAGCUGGGCGCGGGUUUGCUGCCUGCUACACCCAAAGGGCGUGUCGGGCUGCCCAAGACGCCGCAGGCUGGGAAGCUGGAAAAGUCUGGCAAGUCGGGGGAGCUUGGCGCAGAUCUGCUGCCUGACGCUCCAUCUGGAAAGCUGGGCGCGGGUUUGCUGCUUGCUAUACCCAAAGGGCGUGUCGGGCUGCCCAAGACGCCGCAGGCUGGGAAGCUGGAAAAGUCUGGCAAGUCGGGGGAGCUUGGCGCAGAUCUGCUGCCUGACGCUCCAUCUGGAAAGCUGGGCGCGGGUUUGCUGCCUGCUACACCCAAAGGGCGUGUCGGGCUGCCCAAGACGCCGCAGGCUGGGAAGCUGGAAAAGUCUGGCAAGUCGGGGGAGCUUGGCGCAGAUCUGCUGCCUGACGCUCCAUCUGGAAAGCUGGGCGCGGGUUUGCUGCCUGCUACACCCAAAGGGCGUGUCGGGCUGCCCAAGACGCCGCAGGCUGGGAAGCUGGAAAAGUCUGGCAAGUCGGGGGAGCUUGGCGCAGAUCUGCUGCCUGACGCUCCAUCUGGAAAGCUGGGCGCGGGUUUGCUGCCUGCUACACCCAAAGGGCGUGUCGGGCUGCCCAAGACGCCGCAGGCUGGGAAGCUAGAAGAGUCGGGAACCGCGCGCCCAGAUUUGCUGCCUGCUACUCCGAAAGGGCGU
This is a messenger RNA of Closterium sp. Yama58-4, 3705 nucleotides long. Lineage: Eukaryota; Viridiplantae; Streptophyta; Zygnematophyceae; Desmidiales; Closteriaceae. The record is from the annotation of a GenBank genome assembly.